Molecule: messenger RNA, 2497 nt
Organism: Lutra lutra (Eurasian river otter)
Lineage: Eukaryota; Metazoa; Chordata; Mammalia; Carnivora; Mustelidae
Gene: CCR4
Product: C-C motif chemokine receptor 4
Exons: 2
Coding region: 122-1204 (360 amino acids)
Biological process (GO): chemotaxis; immune response; G protein-coupled receptor signaling pathway
Cellular component (GO): membrane
Molecular function (GO): C-C chemokine receptor activity
Source: RefSeq, a predicted model, not a curated record
GCACUGGCUCACGGACCUGCCUCAGAACUGCUGUCAGGAAAGCAAGAAAUCUUGUUUGCUCUUCCCCUUCUUAGCUUCUGGUGGGGCUCAGACCGGAGUUGAGGAGCUGGCAGAUUUGAAAAUGAACCCCACGGAUAUAGCAGACACCACCCUGGAUGAAAGCGUCUAUAGCAAUUACUAUCUCUAUGAAAACAUCCCCAAGCCUUGCACCAAAGAAGGCAUCAAAGCGUUUGGGGAGCUCUUCCUGCCCCCUCUCUACUACUUGGUCUUUCUGUUUGGUCUCCUUGGAAAUUCUGUGGUGGUGCUAGUCCUGUUCAAGUACAAAAGGCUUAAGUCCAUGACUGAUGUGUACCUGCUCAACCUUGCCAUCUCGGACCUGCUCUUCGUGCUCUCCCUCCCUUUCUGGGGCUACUAUGCUGCAGACCAGUGGGUUUUUGGACUCGGUCUCUGCAAGAUCAUUUCCUGGAUGUACUUGGUGGGUUUUUACAGUGGCAUCUUCUUCAUCAUGCUCAUGAGCAUUGACAGAUACCUGGCGAUUGUGCAUGCGGUGUUCUCCCUGAGAGCGAGGACCUUGACUUAUGGGGUCAUCACCAGCUUGGCCACGUGGUCUGUGGCUGUACUGGCCUCCCUUCCAGGCCUUUUAUUCAGCACGUGUUAUACCGAGCGCAACCACACCUACUGCAAAACCAAGUACUCUCUCAACUCCACAAGGUGGAAGGUGCUGAGCUCUCUGGAGAUCAACAUUCUCGGAUUGGUGGUUCCCUUGGGCACCAUGUUGUUCUGCUACUCCAUGAUCAUCAGGACACUGCAGCACUGCAAAAAUGAGAAGAAGAGCAAGGCGGUGAGGAUGGUCUUUGCUGUGGUGGCCCUCUUCCUGGGGUUCUGGGCACCUUACAAUGUGGUGCUUUUCCUGGAGACACUGGUGGAGCUGGGCGUCCUUCAGGACUGCACCUUUGAAAGGCACCUGGACUACGCCAUUCAGGCCACAGAGACCCUGGCUUUCGUUCACUGCUGCCUUAAUCCAGUCAUCUACUUUUUCCUCGGGGAGAAAUUCCGCAAGUACAUCGUACAGCUCUUCAAAACCUGCAGGGGGCCGUUCAUGCGCUGCCAAUACUGUAGGCUCCUCCAGCUCUACGCCCCUGACACUCCCAGCUCCUCCUACACGCAGUCCACCGGGGAUCACGAUCUCCAUGAUGCCCUGUGAAAAACAAAGAGGCAAAAGAUGGAGUUGAGCUUCCCAGAGUUAAGAGCUUGAAACUGUAUUAUAGUAAGAAUUCCUGAGCAAGUGGCAGGAAGAAGACUUACAUCCACGGCAGAGCAUGGGCUCCUCACCCCACAGUCAGCUUUUCCUCUUGCCACAUGCGAGUUCAGCGCAGCAAGAGCUCCGUGGGGCUGUGGCUGCGGCAGCUCUCCUCUCCCAGGAGUGCCUGCCUGCGGCAUGAGUAAACUGAAGGAGAAUUCUAAGCAGCUUUUCAGUGAGGCUAUACAUAAUACUGUAAGGGAAGGACUGUUCAUUCCCUUCUACCUGAACGGAGGGUGUUGUCCAGGAGGAACUGUGGAAUCAAUCGCUGCUCCUUCCUGCUUGCUCCUUUCAUGAACUUCUAGCUUUUGUGGAACAAUAUAGACAACUUUGACAUGCUGUCCUAGAGUUUUUCUAAUAAUAUAUCCGAAGCAUGGUAUAUUUCCGGAAGCCAGGUGCACACAGGAACAAAGAGCGAAGUAAUGAACCUGGACCUUGAGUCUUCUAUUUUGAAGGAUGAUUUGUUAAUGGAAGCCACACUUUUGAUGCCGAUGACAAGUGUAAGGAUGUGAAGGCAUAGCACGGUCUGAUUUCCAAACAUGAAAUACAAGGCAUUAAAAAAAUCCAAACACGUUUGUGGAAAUUCAAACACACUUUCAUAUGGUCGUGAGCAUGUUUUGUUUCAAUUACAACAGACGAAUAUUCAAAUUUCACAAAUAAUAUACAUGUGCGGAUAUAUUUAUGUAGGGUCUCUCACCUGUGUACAAACAGAGCCUUCGAAACUGAAAAUAGCCAGGGCGAUUAAAGUAUGACAGUGCUUCCUCAAGAAGUUCGAAGUGCCUCUUAUCAGGCAAGGCAAUAAUAAUCAACCAACAGUAACUACUGAUGUGGCAUAAACAGGACCAUCACAAAAUUAUGAAGUUGUGAAAAUGUCAUCCUCUCUUUUAAAACAUUGGCCACCUUUUUAACUGUGGGAUGACUCAAAAUUUCAGCCAGUCAUUUCUUACAUGCUAAUCAUGUAAUUAAUUGUUUGACACCAUUAAAAUAAAUCUUUGUUCUUAUAGCCUUAAUCAGAAUAAAGUAAAGACUUUAAUCAAGUCGGGAGAGACCUGUAAUCCCUCCCCUGAAAAAACCUGUCUUGCAAACUAUUUUUUUUUUUGUCUUGCAAACUAUUAACCGAGUUAUCUGUUUCAAAUGCUUCUGUAAGUUUACACAUUAUCACAUGCUCUAUGCUUAUAAAGGAUGCAUUUCCAGAAA